CGCGGGGUGGGGCGCGGCGCGGCGCGCGAUUUGGUUUGUUCUCACGAGAUCAUCGGCGUCGUCCGAGGCGGGAGCGGUCAGUUAGAGAGACUGAGACUGAGACGGAGCGGGCCUCGAGCCUGACGGACAGAGACACCGCCUCCGAGAGCCGCACAGAGUGAGAAUUUCCCAUCUCAACAAUGUCGCAAUCUUCAGACAAGUUUAAGAUGCUGCAGCAGCAGCAACAACUGUUACAGCAACAGCAGCAGCAGCAGCAAGCUCAAUUCACAAACCCAGAGACUCCUGGCUAUGUGGGGUUUGCCAAUCUCCCUAACCAGGUGCAUCGCAAAUCUGUGAAGAAAGGGUUUGAAUUCACACUGAUGGUAGUUGGUGAGUCUGGCUUGGGCAAAUCAACAUUAAUCAACAGUCUCUUUCUGACUGACCUCUAUCCUGAGAGAGUUAUACCUGGAGCUGCAGAGAAAAUUGAAAGAACAGUCCAGAUUGAGGCUUCAACUGUUGAAAUUGAGGAGCGUGGUGUAAAAUUGCGCCUGACUGUGGUUGAUACGCCUGGAUAUGGGGAUGCCAUCAACAGCCAAGACUGUUUUAAGACAAUUAUUUCAUAUAUUGAUGACCAGUUUGAGCGGUACCUUCAUGAUGAAAGUGGAUUGAACAGGCGACACAUUAUUGAUAACCGGGUCCAUUGUUGCUUUUACUUCAUCUCUCCUUUUGGCCAUGGACUGAAGCCCCUAGAUGUGGAGUUCAUGAAAGCCAUACACAAUAAAGUGAAUGUUGUUCCUGUUAUUGCUAAGGCAGACACUCUUACACUGAAGGAAAGAGAGCGACUCAAAAGAAGGAUCCUCGAUGAGAUAGAGGAACACAGUAUUAGGAUAUACCACCUUCCAGAUGCGGAGUCUGACGAGGAUGAGGAUUUCAAAGAGCAAACUCGAAUCCUUAAGGCCAGUAUCCCUUUUUCUGUGGUCGGAUCAAAUCAGUUGAUUGAGGCAAAAGGUAAAAAAGUCCGAGGGCGCUUGUAUCCAUGGGGAGUAGUGGAGGUGGAGAAUCCGGAGCACAAUGACUUCCUGAAGCUAAGAACCAUGCUCAUAACACACAUGCAGGAUCUGCAGGAGGUGACCCAGGAUCUUCACUAUGAAAACUUCCGCUCGGAGCGUCUCAAACGGGGCGGCAGGUUGUCAUCACAUGGUUACGUUCUCCCUCUCUCUCCUUCGAAAGGGGAAGAGCAUCCUCAGGAUAAGGACCAGAUCCUGCUGGAGAAAGAAGCUGAGUUACGUCGCAUGCAGCAGAUGAUUGCUCAGAUGCAGGCUCAAAUGCAGAUGCAAAUGCAGAAGCCAGGAGGAGAUGGAGAUAGCAGCAGUGUGCACAGUCAGCAUGUCUAAUCUGGAGAAAAGAUUGAAGAUCACCUUGAAGCAGAAGUGGAGAGGGAUUUAAAGUGUGGACAAUAAUGGUAGCCAGUGUUGACAGCUAAUUUCAAUGUUUAGUUCACAAUGCAGUAUUGUAAUCCUUUGUACCCUGAUUUUUGCCAUUUUUUUACUGUGGUAAUUUUUUUUUAUAUUGUACUGUGAUGUUCUUCCGUUACACUUUUUGUUAAUUUUUGUACACAUGAAGUUGUAGCUUUCUAGUAUGAAGUAUUAACAAUGCUGAUUAAGGGUGCAAAAGCCACUAUUUUUGGGAAAGCAUUUGCUUGUAAAAGAACUGUAGCCUGUUCUAUUAAAUAAUACAAUUUGGUUUAAUGUGUGGGGUUGGAAGGUGUGGAAAGACGAAUAAGGUAUAGUUGCUCUAUAGUGUACUGCAGAUAGAUGCAUGCUGUACUUUGUCUCUGGAUCUUAAUGUUUAAUACUUUUAUGGUGAUGUAUGUACAAACACUUACUGAAUGCUUGCUUCUCUUGUGUUCUGCACAAUAGUAUCUCUCGGGGCUUUGUACUUGAGGAAUAAUUCAGUUCUAUGGUUUAGUGACUAGUUUGAUGCCCUUCUCUUGUUGAUGAUUUGCUCCUUUGCUGCACGGCUGCUACUCUGUACUUCUCGUGAAGGGACAGGCCCAUGAUUCCACAUGGCAGACAGAUUUGAAAAGCUCUUUUAUGGUGUUGGCUCAUGUGACAGUGAGUUUUGAUGUUUCUUGGUGUAGAACGUUGUGUUGAGUUUCCCUUGUGUAAUAUCAAAUUGACUUUCUGCACCCCCCCUUGCCCCCCCAAAAAAAUGUCAUUCCUUGAUGCAAGGAGGGAGGAUAGUGGCAUUUUGUAAUUGCUCCUGUAUCCUACAAGCCAAUGUUGUCUUCUCACAAGCUGCUUUUUUAUAAGAGAUGUGUAAGUAGAUGGUAUGAAAAUUGUCCUUUUUUGUAAUAUGGACAAAAUUAGGUAGAACCUUUUGAAUAACUAGGGAAAAGGUUUGUUUACCAUAUGAUCCUUAAGGAUAAAUAAUCCACAGAAUUCUCCAGUAGAUUUUAUAUUUUUAACCCUUUGUACCUUCAUUCAGUAAAAUGUUUUUAUGUCCUCUAGAAAUGGUGCAAUAUGUACACUGUUAGACAAUGCAAUUACAAACAAAUCUGUCGUAAUAUCCUCAGUGCACUGUCGCCAUUUGAUCUGAUCCUUCAUUAAUUUACUACUUCAGGUUUUGGUUAGUACAUUUGGCUGGAUAGCUGGUCUGUGAUGCCAUGUAACUCCAAAAGUGUGGGUUCAACUUCCACACCAGCUGAGGUUACCAUGAAGGACUUUUCUUCUCAACCUCUUCACUGUUGCUCUUGCUGUCUAAUGGGAGAACAACCCGAUGGUCACUCAAUCUUGCCUUCUUCUGGGAAGCUAUACACACAAGAUCUGAUGCCAUCAGUAGUAAACAGUUUCAGUUAUUUCAUUUUCAGUUCUAUUAAAAAAAAAACCUGUGUAUGGCUUGACUGAAAUACCUAUUUCUGAAAUCAUCGAUCUGUCUUUGAGCUCGCACCAGAUUCAUCACAAGCUACAUUAAGAUGUUAGAAUGGUUAUUGAAUGGAAGACGGUUAUUCACCUCCUGCUGCUGUGUUAUAAUGAUUGCUUUUGAUAGACUUUGAACUAGCUUCCUAAAAGGUUUAGUGUGAUUGAGUAUAGUGCAUCUAGCUUACACAUUGAGUAAAUGCUGAUGUCAGUGAGUACAGAAAUGUCAGCGACCUUAAACCUUUGUAAAAAGAGUACUGUCAUUAUUAACAGCAAAUCUGAUUGAAGUCAACUCCUUGCCAAUUGUUCAGACUUGGGUCGGAGCACAUGCUUUUAAUUUUCUUGGUGCUCAGUGGUGGUGAGUGAAUACUUUGUGACUUGAUGUUUUGAGUUAAUUGCCUGGAGGUUUAGUUUGUUGAACACAUCCAAUUACAGUUUUUCAAGAACUGGGCAUUUAAAAUAAAACGCUGCCCCAAUGAAUGUAGCAGAAGAAGUACGGCAUUGCAUUUUCAAGCCCUGAAGUUUCUUAACAACGUACUACAGUAAUACCCUAAAUGUACAGUUUAUGCUUAUUCUUGCACAUUUGGCUUUCAAAUUGCUUUCAUGGCUCUCAUAUCUGUAAUUUUGGACGAUAGUGAUGCUUAUUACAAUAUCCUAUGUUUAACUCUCUCUAAACAUGGCCAAAUAAAUUUAUUUUCUGUAAUUAGACCAAUAGCAGAGUCCCUGUGCACUGUUUUGUGUGGGCUAUAUGAAUGAAGACCUGCAGCCUGUGAUUGAGAAAAGUUGCUAUCAAGUCCAAAUCUAAAUCCAUAUUCCCAUUCUCAAUCGGAGUAUAACUGAAGUUGCUAGUUGUGUCAGACUUAGGAUUUACUGAUCAGCAAAGAAAAGCUGUUUCCAAGCAUGUGGGUAUGAGAAAAAGCAGUUUGGAUAAGCUGCAGUGCAGUCAUAAGAAUGAACUGAAUAUUACAAUAUUUGGAGCGAUGAAUGCUAGUGGAAUGAGACCAACAGAAGAGAUUUGGAUGAUUGACAGUUUGUGACGAUCAUAGUGGAGUUGGACUAUGGAUAGACAUGAAACUAAUUAAUUUUCUAUCUCUAACAUCCGAUAACGUUAAGAUGCUUGCGAUAAAUGAAUGGUGUGCCUUGGGCUGAAGUGAACUCAUUGCAGAAGUCACCAUUCCCUAGCAGUCCAUAAACCUAUGCUUUGUACUUGCAGUUGCAUAUGUUUAGGUCUGCACUUUUUCUUCAAGUACUUGCUUGACACUAAAGCCAUUGUUUUUAUUUAAUUGGCGAGUUCUGUAAUUGCUGAACAUGGGCCUGUUGCAAAAUGGGAGUCUGUUGUUCCUUGACGUAGUAUAAUUAUUUCUUUGCCAUCUUAUGAUAUCAUAUAAUCAGCCCACUCUUGUAUAAAUGUCUGCAGAACAUUAAUAUACUGUGAAUCCAAAAGGUUUCUUUCUAUUACAGGACUAAGUCAUCGUCGUAAGGUCUCACAGCCAAUGAUUCUUGCCUACAUUUAGUUUUCAAAUUGGCUCAGAUUUAUAAACUAGUGUACUAAUGAGUCCUGGAAAUGAGUUUUUUUUUUCGUAGUUUUCACAAUUUUUGUACUUAAAGUAUUAAACAAAUGGACAUUGUAAUGGUAGAGUUGGCCAUCUGCCUCAGUGACAUGUCAUAAUUUAAUAUCACUUUCUAAAUGAGCUUUAAGAAAUGGGAUAGUAGGGAGGAAAAUGUCAUUUAUGUACUUAUCUAAUAACUAUAACUGUUUUACAUUUGAAACUUUUAUUCCUGAUGCUAGUGUGUGUGGUACAUGUUGCCUAUUUUGAGACUGAAACAAGAAAAAAGUACAAACUUUGUUCCCAUCAUGGGAGUUACUUCCAAUACUAGUACAGAUUUUCCCUUGACUUGUAAUUUCAAUGAAAAUUUUCAAAAUAAUCCAGACUCUGUGCUUAUGUUUUGGUUUAAUAUUUAUUUAGAAGGGGCAAAACUGAUUUCACUGUGAGGGGAGCUACAGUUCUCCCAAUUAUGCAAGCUGUUUCUGGGCAAUUCUGGAAGAGUUGUGUAUCUUUCUGAUUUGCUAUUCCAUUCUGAUUGGAGUGCCACUGAUCGAUUUGGACACCAAAUUGCCAAGUUGUGAAGCUUUAUUACUGCCAAAAUAUUGACUGACUAUGUUACUUUCAUGUGUUUUUCAAGUCUUGGAUUUCAGAAGCUAUUUUGGAAUGGUUAACCAUUUCAGUAUUGUGUCCAAUGUCUGAGUUCUCUGGUAGAUUUAGAAGUGAUGCUGGAUUCUCAAGUAUUGUCUGAUUAGCCUGUAGGUCAACUGCAUUGGCUGAUAUACUGGAAGUUAAGGCAGUAACAAUGAUACAAUCCUGCCUGACUUAAGUUUAACAAUGUCAUUACAUGUAUAUUCUUCACUAAAAUGUCACAAUAAACUUGCAAAAACACCCAAA
Chiloscyllium plagiosum (whitespotted bambooshark) is the source of this 5338-nucleotide messenger RNA. It is a transcript of the gene septin2, whose product is annotated as septin 2. Gene Ontology annotation, biological process: cell division. The record is from RefSeq and is a predicted model, not a curated record. NCBI's taxonomy places the organism in Eukaryota, Metazoa, Chordata, Chondrichthyes, Orectolobiformes, Hemiscylliidae. Gene Ontology annotation, molecular function: GTP binding.